Molecule: messenger RNA, 2433 nt
Organism: Eremothecium cymbalariae DBVPG#7215
Lineage: Eukaryota; Fungi; Ascomycota; Saccharomycetes; Saccharomycetales; Saccharomycetaceae
Gene: OAF3
Product: Oaf3p
Exons: 1
Coding region: 1-2433 (810 amino acids)
Biological process (GO): positive regulation of transcription by RNA polymerase II
Cellular component (GO): nucleus
Molecular function (GO): zinc ion binding; DNA-binding transcription factor activity, RNA polymerase II-specific
Source: RefSeq, a predicted model, not a curated record
AUGUCUCAAGUUAAAAGACGCCAUAGGCUUACUUUAGUUUGUACUAAUUGCAAAAGGAGGAAGUCUCGAUGUGAUCGAGGAAAGCCUGCGUGUGGGAAUUGUAUUAGGUUAGGAAAUAGGGAAACCUGUCAAUACUUUCCUGCAGCUUUAGGAACUGAAGGCGAAUUUGAUGAAGUGAGCAUCGAUUCUAAUGUAUCUUGUUUACAAAACAAGUGGCAAUUUGUAAGAAUACAUUCUCCUAACAUGGUUGAUUUGAUGGCUGGAAAGAUAUUAAUAUGUGGGAAAAGGUCAGCCACAUGGAUAAUAGAUCCUUUGGGCACGGAAGCUAUUCAAAACAGGGAUGUAUAUCUGGAGUUGUUCAACAUAUUUGUUCAUGUUUCUAUACGCAAGACGAUAGGCAAGUUAAGGGCAAUAUCAAAGAGUGACUGCCAGCAGCAAGGACGGUCGUUACCAAACUCAGUUAAGCAUCUGAUGGAAAUUGAUAAUGGUCAGGUGGAGCCUGAAUCCAGCCACUCACUAUUAUCGAAGCAUCAGAAGGUAUAUCGUUCUUUGUUUGAAAAGUAUGCUAACAACAGAUUCCAGUUGCGCAAGCAAUUUUGUGAUACGGGCAAUGUGGAUGAGGACAAUGAGUUGGUCAAAGUGUAUUUGGUAGAUAAACAAAUAUUUCUUCAGAAGGUUUGGCCGCAUUUUAAAAGGUAUAUUUUGUACCUUAUACCAAUAUAUGAUCCUGAAGUUCUGUUGAUUGGAAUUCAGCAGCUAUAUAAAGAUUUUGAAACGAAUGGUAAAUUAUCGAGUAAGAACCACGAUUUUAUCAUAUUUGCAACAAUAUUACUUAUUACCAGACUGGUACAGCUAUCAAUUAGGUUUGACAAGUGUACAAUCACAAAUGCGAAAUAUAAUCGCAUAGCGGACAUAAAGACGGAAGCUUACGUUGCAGUGGUAAAUCAUUGUCUCUUAAGAUUCAAAAUAUUUCGCAAAGUGACCCUUCCUCAACUCCAAUGUCUACUAUUACUGCGUUUUCAUAACUGGUCCUCUCCAAUGGAUGGAGAUGGCGAGGCGCUUCAGUACAGCAAUGUUUUAAUGGGUACCAUCUAUGCAAGUUGUUUGGAAAUGGGUAUAAACUGGCUUUGCAUGAAAUGCCCCAGCCGCUAUGAUUUUGAAAAUAUACAAAAGAAGCAAUUUGGUCUAAAGUCAGAAGAUCAUGUAAAUUCAGGUUUUGAAACGACUGAUGAUGACUUGAUGAGGUUAUACCAACAAAUUUGGGCUGUAGUUUUGCACUGGGAUAGGAACUUGAGUCUACUUACUGGUAAGGAACCAAUUAUUGGGAAAUCCUUGAAGUUUGAACAAAGAGAAGUGGCGAACUGGCACGUUAAUAUGAUUUCUACUGACUACUUAAAAUGGAGUUUAUUAAAUAUUAUCAGCGAUUCAUAUAACGAGGUCGAUUUAACUGAACUAACAUCGAUCUUAAAGCAAUUGAAAAAUCAAGUGGCGAUGUAUGCUGGCAAUUCUCCGCUAGACUUUGAACAGGAACUGAUUCUUCAAGCGGUUAAUCUUUCUCUUGUUCAUGCUGCUUUCAUUGAAUCGCGUUCGAAUUUUUCAAGCUUUGGAUUUUCUGAUGUACACUCUGAGUUGGUGGAAAGAAUUAUUCACUUGGCUAAAUUAUGUUUUCACUAUUUCUAUGAUCCUCCCACAUCUGAACAUCAGUAUUCUAGAUUCUAUACUAAUAAGAUUGUUGAAGUUGUUCUACACCGGCUUUGUAAUAUAAUGCCAGGUUUGGUUCUAAGAAUCUCAGGAUCUCCAAAGGCACCGUCUGUAAAAGCAGGUAUGGUUAGGUUCUAUUACAACCUCUGUUCAUUAUAUUUUAACGAGCUAGGUUACGAUUAUUAUCAAGUGCUCAAAAGGCUAUUUGAAAGCAAAGUAAAAUAUAAGAUCAUUGAACAAUCGAACGAACCAUUGGAAAUAAUGUUUGGCUACCUUGUACAUGAAGUUGCCCAAGGGAAUCAAGAAAAGUUACUGAAACUUGAAUUUGUAAAGUCAAUAUAUGAGGAGUACAAAUCACUUCAAGACGAAAAUAACAAUUGUGAUUUAACUAAGCUCUGGAAACAAUUGAUGCCAUUUGAGGAAAUUGACGAAAAUAACGAAAUAUGGUCUUUGUUUGGAGAGUCAACCUUCCUAGAAGGUAAAUAUGAAGAGUAUAAUUUAUUUUCUUCGUUCUACGACUACGCUUCAAAAAUGUUGACUGAAGAUACCAAAUUGGCGGCCACCUUACCCUUAACUGAAGAUAUUUCAGCGCAAUCUGCAACACAGUUAAAUAUAGAAAAUGGUAGGUAUCAGUUUGAUUUGUUGGAAGGUAUUCUUGAUCCAUUGGAUUUCAUUAGCUGGUUAGAUGAUGCCACAUACCAAACAAUACAGCAGUCAGUCGAGCCAACUUAA